AUGACCACCGAAUAUGAUGUUAUUGUGAUUGGAGCCGGUGUGGUCGGACCGUGUAUAGCUACAGCAUUGGCAAGACAAGGAAGAUCAGUCCUUAUUAUUGAGCGAGACUGGUCACGACCUGAUAGAAUUGUUGGAGAGUUGAUGCAACCGGCUGGAGUUAAAGCGUUAAAAGAGUUGGGGAUGAUAAAUGCCAUUAAUGAUAUUAAUGCUAUUGACUGUACCGGAUACUAUAUCCAAUAUUACGAUGACCAGGUCACUAUAGAAUAUCCAUUUAAAGAUGUUGCGCAAGUGACGAAUCCAGUCAAACCUUUGGGGAAAGAAUACAAGCUAAGACUGGAUUCAACUAUAGAUGUUUCGAAAUGGGAUAAAGACGAACGAGUACGUGGGAUUGCAUUUCAUCAUGGGGAUUUUUUACAAAAUUUACGAAGUAUAUGUAAGUCAGAGCCCAAUGUCACAGCAAUAGAAGGAACAGUCACUAAACUAGUACGUGAAUGUAAUGGUACUGUUGUUGGAGUUUCUGGUAAACAACAAAAGGAUGAAAAUUUUCAAUACCGAGGUAAAUUGAUUAUAUCAUGUGAUGGAAUUUAUUCCAAAUUUAGAAGUGAAUUGGGGGAGAAUAAUGUACCUUCAAUUGGAUCUUAUUUUGUUGGUUUUUACUUGGAAAAUGCUAAAUUACCAGCACCGAAUAAGGGACAUGUCUUGUUGGGUGAUCAUGCACCAGUACUUAUAUAUCAAGUAUCACCUGGUGAAACUAGAGUACUUUGUGCAUUUAGAUCAGCCAAGCCACCGUCGGCUGCGAAGAAUGAAAUAUACAAUUACUUGCAAAAAGACGUAUUACCAGUCAUACCUAAAGAAUUGUAUCCUAGUUUUAAACAAGCUGUCGAGAAGAAGAAAUUUAGAGUCAUGCCUAAUCAAUAUCUUGCUGCUAAAAAGCAAAAUCAACGUGGAUUGAUCUUACUUGGAGACUCAUUAAAUAUGAGGCAUCCAUUAACUGGGGGUGGAAUGACAGUUGGACUAAAUGACGCAGUCUUAUUAGCACGAUUAUUGGAUCCUAAAUCAGUGGAAGAUUUAGAUGAUUAUGAUUUAAUUCAAGAGAAACUAACCAUUUUUCAUCGCAAACGGAAAAAUCUCGAUGCUGUAAUAAAUACAUUAUCAAUUGCAUUAUAUUCUUUAUUUGCAGCUGACAAAAAACCAUUGAAAAUUUUACAACGUGGAUGUUUUAGGUACUUUGAACGUGGUGGUGAUUGUGUUGACGGACCCAUUGGAUUAUUAAGUGGAGUUUUACCAUUCCCCAUGUUAUUAUUUAAUCAUUUCUUUAGUGUUGCAUUUUAUUCUAUUUAUUUGAAUUUUAUUGAUCGUGGUGUUUUGUUCCCCGUUGCUAUUUGGGAAGCUUUCGAAGUGUUGUUUACUGCUAUUGUUAUUUUCACACCUUAUUUAUGGACUGAGUUGGUUCAGUGA
Messenger RNA from Lodderomyces orthopsilosis Co 90-125, 1458 nucleotides. RefSeq names its product squalene monooxygenase (gene ERG1). The record is from RefSeq and is a predicted model, not a curated record. Gene Ontology annotation, molecular function: flavin adenine dinucleotide binding; squalene monooxygenase activity. Lineage: Eukaryota; Fungi; Ascomycota; Pichiomycetes; Serinales; Debaryomycetaceae. The coding region runs from base 1 to 1458 and encodes 485 amino acids. Gene Ontology annotation, cellular component: endoplasmic reticulum; membrane. Gene Ontology annotation, biological process: ergosterol biosynthetic process. The transcript has a single exon.